This is a messenger RNA of Rhizoctonia solani, 2799 nucleotides long. RefSeq lists its product as uncharacterized. Gene Ontology annotation, molecular function: gamma-tubulin binding. The transcript is spliced from 7 exons. The record is from RefSeq and is a predicted model, not a curated record. Gene Ontology annotation, cellular component: spindle pole; ciliary basal body; centriole. NCBI's taxonomy places the organism in Eukaryota, Fungi, Basidiomycota, Agaricomycetes, Cantharellales, Ceratobasidiaceae. Gene Ontology annotation, biological process: mitotic cell cycle; microtubule nucleation. The coding region runs from base 1 to 2799 and encodes 932 amino acids.
AUGUCGCUGAUCGCCGUGACCACUUCACAAGGACUUUCAGUCAUCUCAUCUAGUGCUCUACAGGCAUCCAAUCCGAACCCUGCCCCUAUAUUCACCGCUGCUUUGACUCCUCCCUCCCGCAUACCUUCAUCGUGUAUAAGCUGGUCUUACGAUGGUUCAUCUAUCUUCGUAGCCUCUGGAGGAUCUGUUUCUGCGUAUGAUCCAACUUCGGGCGCCUGGUUACGGGAUGUCAUUCGGGAAGGCGAAGGCGGAAUUGGCGGCGCCAAGUUGGGUGCUAUGGCAGUAAUCGACGGUCCCGAUACACCCGGACUUAUGCUCGCACUCGCUAGAGGUCCAAGGGCGGUUAUCUUCGAUACUGAAGCCAGACGCGCAGUCCUUACCAUUGAGGGCCACAAGUCAUCUAUCCAGGCUAUGUCUGUCGCAUGCGAUCAAUCUCUGUUGGCUACAUGCUCGGGUGAUUCCACGAUGGUUACGAACAUCCCCCAGCAAUCUACCGUAGUGUUACGAGGGGCUCCUGCCGGCGCCCUGGCGGCUGCAUUUCACCCAUCACGCCGGACGACCCUGUUGAUUCUCAGUCCAAAAGGCCUCCAUGUAUUUGACACGACCAAGGGAGGUGCUCCAAUUCGGACCAUCCCCAUCAGCAAAGUUGAAGGCACCAGUGCUUCUAUUGCCUUUUCGUCCUCUACUUCCUCUCUAGUCGCUGUCGCUCUUCCUGGGCGAGACAGUCGCGUCGUGCUGCUCGAUAUUGAUAAGGACUCGAGUCUGCUUAAGAAAUUCAACGUUGAAGAAAACGUCACUGCCAUGUCUUUCUCGCACGACGGAGCUACGAUCAUCGUUACUUCUGAGACCGGCCGAGUCAUGCAACUCAACCUGCGCAGCACAGAUGCACCUAGCCAGGCGGUCGCCGUUGACCCUGCUGGUGGGAGGAUUGGUGGCAUGGCGCUUGUCGCAGAAUCACCAACGUCGUCCAACACGCUCCCUCGAGCCCGCCCAGCUCGGACAGACUCUCUCCCUAACCUCCCCACUGCCGACUCACUCCGAAUCAAAGCAUCCGUGUCGGAUCUACGCGGUGGAACCUUGCGUAAAAGACCAUCCACCCUUGACAUUGGCCCCAAAUCACCCGAAUCUCCGCGCAUCAGCUCCCCCGAAACUCUGCGGAACAGGUCACCCCAGCUUGCGCGCACGAAAUCAUCAGUGGCUGAUCUACACAAAAGGUCUCCGUCGGGAGAUUUGAAGACCAAGGUUUCUCCUGGAGCACUUCGCGUCAAGGCCGGAGUCGAAAAUAAAAUCAGCAGAGUGAGGGAGGGGUUGUCCAAGGCUACAAGAGACACAAUCAGCAGGGCCAGUAGGCCCUCUCUGGCAGAUUUAAAGACCGCAGCUGGAACGCCGAGCCCUGGAUCAAAGGUAUCCAGUGCCAAUGGUUCUCCUUUGACCAAGAAUGAUCGGGAAUCUACAAUUUCCCCGACAUCGAGGCGUCAAACACAAACCAUGCCUCGCCGCUUAACUUCCGAUGGCUCUCGACCACCGACUAUUGCUCAAAUCUUUGCUCAAGACGACGCGGCUUCUACCAUGAGAACCCGGUCCCCGAGUCAGAGCACAGUCCCAUUGUCUGCCGUGUCAAGCCAGUCUUCUUUAUCAAAUGGAAGGAGUACGCCCCUAAGCACCCGCCCUUCUUUGCGAUCCACGACUCCCAACUAUACCCCUGGUGUACCGGCUGGGUCAGCGACGUCGGACGAACCAGAGGAGCAAAUUCUUGUUCCCCGUCCCGGCGACAGGGAGCGCCCUUGGAGCCGGCUAGGAGAAGAGCGAGCCAGAAGUCGACUGGGCAACGAAACGCCCAAGCUCCCAACCUUACCCGCCAUCGAAGAUCGCCCGCGGAGUCGUAUCGGUACUGAAGAUAGGCCUCGCAGCCGCGCAUUUGAAGACAGACUUGUCAGUGAAUCCGAGCGCGAAAGGCCUUCGAGCCGGCUGUUCAGGGACGGCACCGAUAGGCCCGCCAGUCGCGCAGGUACUCUAGGCGCUUCUGGUUCCGCAACUCUCGGGUUGGGACGCCCAACCGGGUUGGCCAGACGUUUCUCAACGGAUCUGAAGCCAGCACCAGAAGCGAUGAGAGUGGUUUCCGAGUCUGGAAUUACGCGCGAGCGUGCCGAAACGUUUGGGAGCUUGAGAGACCGGCCUGAGCCUGUGUUGAAGAAACGCGCCUCUGCCAUCUUCAGGGAACAAUCCGAUGCUCUGUUCCGAGAACGGGAACGUGAACGUUCGUCAACCCCUUUGAGCGGUUCUUCGACGCGUAAUUCUGGCAAGCGGGUCGGAUGGGUCGAUACCGAAUCGCCAUAUGUUUCUGCGCCCCUCGACACGAUUUACACCCCGGCGCGACCUCGCUCGGGACUUGCAAACAACUCAGUCUCGGGGUCGAACUCGUCAGACGAGGAUGAGAGUGACUGCGCGCAUCGUGGAUCUAACGCACUGUUAGUUACUCCCCGUCGUGGGUUGGCGGCCGCGUUGGGAGCCGAGGUAUAUGCAGGAGAGACUCCGACGAACAAGGGCAAUAGCACUUCAAUGACCAAGACUCAGGCACAAGAUCUUUUGAGGAAUAUUGUGUCGGAUGUUAUGUUUGAGUUCAGACAAGAGACAAAAGAGGACGUGCGUGGAUUGCACUUGGAUUUACUUCGGGCUUCAAGAGGGUGGAAGAGCGACUUGAAAGAGUACCUAGGAGACACCUUAGAAGAGCUCCGUUUGGUCAAGGAAGAAAACGCGCGACUACGAGCCGAAAUUGCACGUUUGCGACGAGGGUACUAG